Messenger RNA from Otolemur garnettii (small-eared galago), 948 nucleotides. Its product is annotated as olfactory receptor 10T2. Gene Ontology annotation, cellular component: membrane. Gene Ontology annotation, molecular function: olfactory receptor activity; G protein-coupled receptor activity. Bases 1 to 948 code for a protein of 315 amino acids. NCBI's taxonomy places the organism in Eukaryota, Metazoa, Chordata, Mammalia, Primates, Galagidae. Gene Ontology annotation, biological process: G protein-coupled receptor signaling pathway. The record is from RefSeq and is a predicted model, not a curated record. The transcript has a single exon.
AUGCGAGGUUUCAACAAAACCACAGUGGUUACGCAGUUUAUCCUGGUGGGCUUCUCCAGCCUGGGGGAGCUCCAGCUGCUGCUUUUUGUCAUCUUCUUUCUCCUGUACUUGACAAUUUUGCUGGCCAAUGUGACCAUCAUGACUGUUAUUCGCCUCCACCGGACUCUACACACUCCCAUGUAUGGUUUCCUGUUUAUCCUUUCAUUUUCUGAGUCCUGCUACACUUUUGUCAUCAUCCCUCAGCUGCUGGUCCACUUGCUCUCAGAGACCAAGACUAUCUCCUUCGUGGCCUGUGCCACCCAGCUUUUCUUCUUCCUUGGUUUUGCCUGCACCAACUGUUUUCUCAUUGCUGUGAUGGGAUAUGACCGCUACGUAGCAAUUUGUCACCCCUUGAGGUACACACUCAUCAUGAAUAAAAGGCUAGGGUUGGGGCUGGUUUCUCUGUCAGGAGUCACAGGUUUCUUUAUUGCUCUAGUGGCCACCAAUCUCAUCUGUGACAUGCCUUUUUGUGGCCCCAACAGGAUCAACCACUACUUCUGUGAUAUGGCACCUGUGAUCAAGUUAGCCUGCACUGAUACCCAUGUGAAAGAGCUGGUUCUAUUCAGCCUCAGCAUCUUGGUAAUCAUGGUGCCUUUUCUGUUAAUUCUCAUUUCCUAUGGCUUCAUAGUUAACACCAUCCUGAAGAUCCCCUCGGCUGAGGGUAAGAGGAAGGCUUUUGCUACCUGUGCCUCACAUCUCACUGUGGUCUUCGUCCACUAUGGCUGUGCCUCUAUCAUCUACCUUCGGCCCAAGUCCAAGUCUGCCUCAGACAAGGAUGAAUUGGUGGCAGUGACCUACACUGUGGUUACUCCCCUACUUAAUCCUCUUGUCUACAGUUUGAGGAACCAGGAAGUAAAAACUGCCCUGAAAAGAGUUCUGGGAAUGCCUGGAGAAAACAAGAUGAGCUAA